Molecule: messenger RNA, 1529 nt
Organism: Arabidopsis thaliana (thale cress)
Lineage: Eukaryota; Viridiplantae; Streptophyta; Magnoliopsida; Brassicales; Brassicaceae
Product: plant/protein
Exons: 7
Coding region: 232-1158 (308 amino acids)
Molecular function (GO): oxidoreductase activity
Source: RefSeq, marked reviewed
UAUGAUAAUGUUUCCAAAAUUCUCGAUGCAAGUAGUUCGCUCAAUUAUUUGAUAAGAAUGAUUUCCCCACUAGCUCAAUAAAAAACAAUUAAUCCUUGUACGCAAGUUAUCAUAGUGAAGCAUUGACACUGUGACCCUUGGCAUUAUAAAUUACGAAUUUAAGAUAAAGAAGAGAAGAAUCAAGCAAAAGUUGUGUUUCUCAUAAAGAUCUCAAAGAUAUUCCUACUACACAUGGGUUCUCUUGACUUGCCUUACGCUUCAUCGUUCAAGGGAGGAAGUGAAACCUUUCUCCAGAAUGUAUUUGAAAGUAUACUGAAAACGUAUUUGAGGAAGAACCCGAUGGCGAAGACGAUAUGGGAACUAGUUAAGUCGGUGGACAACGAAAAGAUCUCUUACGACCACUUCUUUUUCAGGACAUUUAAGGUCGAUGGUUAUGGAAUUGAUUCCCUGGCGAGUUUUUUCAUGGAUUAUGGAUAUAAAGUUGGAGGCAGACUUGAUUUUCCAAAGAAGAAAGUACAAGUUCUCUGGCUUUCUCCUCCGGAUGUUCACUUCCCCGAUAAUGGUUACGGUAUUGGCAAUGGCCCUUUGCCAAGACUUGUUAUAGCUGAGCUUCUUGUGGAGGAACUAAGCCCUGAGUCACAGGAGAUAAUAAGGAAGUAUUUGAAACCGGAAGGUGGUAAGCAAGCUGUUCUUUCAAGUACUUUGGGGUCUUUAAUUUGGGAGAAGCCAACAUCCACCGAUUUCAAUCAACUUGCCAAAGAAAGCGAAUUUGCCGCAUGGACGCUUGUCUACGGCUACACAAUGAACCAUCUUGCUUUCGCGGUUCAUCGUCUUAAACACCGUUUCAGCGACAUCAAAUGCGUCAAAGAGUAUUUUGAAGAAAACGGUUUCGAACUCAACAAGGAUGGAGGAGUCCUCAAAGUGAGUGAAGACAGUCUACUGUUACAAGUGUCGGCUAUGUCGGAGAAACUUGUGGUUGAAUUUGCAGACGGAGUAACUCAAAUCGUCCCGGCUUCAUACAUUGAGUUCGUUGAACGUCUAGUUCUUCCACAGUUCAAAGAUAUGCCGUGUGAUGAGAUCAAAGAGUUUCAUAGACGCGAGGGCUUGGAGCAAGCUAGCGCCUACCACAUAAUGGAAAGCACCCGUUUCACAGCGUAAAUAUAGAACCAGCUUGUUUUGUUCCGCUCAAUAUGUCAAGUAUGUGUACGUACUAUUAAAAUGUUUUGUAUCUUAUUUGGACAAUUUGUGUGUGAGAUAUUUCUGUUCUUGUGUUGUGAAGUGACGGUAUAACUUAAUAUUACCCGUUACCGACGAAUAAUGGAAAACAAAGUGUCAUGGUGGGGUGUGGUAUUUGUGGUGUUUUUGCAUGUAAUAUCUUUUGAUAGUAACGUGACACUUGAUUUUGGUGACUCGUAACACCUCUUGGGGUUGAAGACCAACGUGCCCAAUCUUUCAUUUACCUUAGUGUCUUCUUCUUUUUGCAUUAUUGGAUUUUGGUGUUUCACGUAGAGAAACUGACAUCACAUUGU